Molecule: messenger RNA, 631 nt
Organism: Amoebophrya sp. A25
Lineage: Eukaryota; Dinophyceae; Syndiniales; Amoebophryaceae
Source: the annotation of a GenBank genome assembly
CGAAGAAAAGAGCAUCGGCUGCAGCGUGCUGGCAAAGUCAUAGUUGUCAUGGAGCAAUUCCUCCAUGCGGCACAACAACCAACCGAAGAUGACGACACCUCACCUGAGGAAGCCGACAGACUGCGGAAAGCGGCUUUGGAAGCGACGCUAUGGAUGCUUAUCGAACAGCGCUAUGCUAAUCCAGAAGCUAGAAAGGACUUGCGUCGUCACGCGCAUAAGAAGGUGGAUGAGGGUAAACCGCGAAGAAAGUACAGGAAGGAGGUGAAGCGGGCAUUCAAUCCACCAUUGACAGUGCUGGACGUGCAAGAUCGAUCGACGGUUGACCUAGUGCGCGACUAUUUGCCGGAUGAGGACGACGUCAGCUCGGCAACGAGUACGGAGUCAGACGAUGAGCAUGGGUCGGAUUCAAGUACUGAUUCGGAAGAUGGUGGUGCACGUGUGCGAGUACCGACAGCUUCUAGUACCGAAGAAAUUGAAGUCGAUGGGAAGAAGAUCAGAAGAAAAAAGCGGAAGGACGGUCAACCAGCACCGAGCGAUAGUGAUGGUAGCAGGAAAAGUGGGGGUAAUAAAGGAGGUCCUCUGGGUGGCAGAAAUAAGAUACCAGACCUCUCGAAAGCCAGGGCGAACGCUG